Messenger RNA from Lactuca virosa, 1277 nucleotides. The record is from the annotation of a GenBank genome assembly. Lineage: Eukaryota; Viridiplantae; Streptophyta; Magnoliopsida; Asterales; Asteraceae.
UCUAUUACUUCCAAAUCUAAUCCAGACAACAAGCAUUUGAUGCUUCCCAACUCGGCUUACUGAAAAGUUAUUCCAAAGUUUCACUAACUCAUUUCUCAAAUUUGCAUUGUACGAUCAAAGCUAGGGUUCUUUUGCUGAUAUCAAAUGAUCACUUCUUCUUGAAUUUCCCCCAAAUUUGUUGUUUUAAGCUCGUGAUUCAGCUAGAGACAGAGAGUAAUGGAAGUGGAACAAUCAAAUCAAUCAUUGACCUUCCACGAGCCUUCCAUGGAACAGAGCAUUAGCUUCGUUACAGCCCUUCAGGAACUAAAAAAUCUAAGGCCUCAACUUUAUUCAGCAGCUGAUUAUUGUGAAAAGUCUUAUCUUCAUAGCGAACAAAAACAAGUGGUUCUUGAUAACUUAAAAGAUUAUGCAGUACGGGCACUUGUCAAUGCUGUUGACCAUCUUGGCACUGUUGCUUACAAAUUGACCGAUCUUUUAGACCAACAAAGUUUAGAAAUUUCAACAACUGGAUUACAUGUUUCAUGUUUACAUCAGCAACUUCUUACAUGCCAAACGUAUACGGACAAAGAAGCACUCAGACAGCAACAGUUGCUAGCUGCUGUGCCACGUCAUCACAAGCAUUACAGUUUGCCUAAAUCUGUCAGCAAAAAAGUCCAUUUUAGCCCUCAGACUAAAACUGAUGGAAAUCAGAGUCAUUUUCAUUCAAGGCCUCGACAAUUUUCUUCAGGCACCCCGCCUGCAAAUACACUUUGUUGGCAUUUAGCAUCAGAAACCAAGUCUACAUUGAAAGCCAGUUCACGCUCAAUGAGUUUUGAUGAGCCGAAAACUUCUGGCCAUGCUCCUGUGUCACAUCAUCAUCAUGCAUCCCAUGGAGGUGAUGGGGUACGGACAAAAUCGUCUGAAGCGACGCGGAAUGCGGGCCCAGCUUCAAGCGCCGCGAUUCAGACGCUUGGCAUCUCACGACUGGAUGAGUUGGAGGGUCCAAAUCCAAACCCAAUGAUGUCAUUCCGGUCAUUUGAUAAUCCUAAACGUGAGGUUGCCCAUGUUCCUCCUCAUCCUAUACGCAGCAAGAGUGUUUUGUCCUCUUUUUUUGUCAAACAAAAGACACCCAAACUAAGGACAAGUGCCGUUUCUUGAAUCAUUUGCAAUUGCAACAAGGAAACCCCUUAUAUUUCAAUUUCAUGACUUCACUUAUGUGCUCAUGAAACUGCGAAUAACAAGUGUAUAUUUAUAUUUCCUUUGCUUGUACCUGCAUUUUGUUUGUUUGUGUAUGCCUG